AUGGUCCUUUUCCGUUUCAUGGAAGUCAACAACUUGGGCGACGGCAUGGUCCUGAAGCUCCCGGACACGAAACAAUUUCCCGUGCCGUCGCACGUCGCCAGUCUCCCCAACCCCGUCACCGUCCGCUACCACUCGACGACGGGAUCCUUAAAGGAUACGUCGAAGGUGGAAUUGUGGCACUACUCUGGCGAAGACAUCGACCUGGAGAAGCCUGCCGCCGUUUUCUGCAUUUUCGCGCUCAGAGACACAAAAGCUCGCUCCACCAUCAGUCCUGUCAUGCAGCACGCUAUCAACUGUGCCAUUAUCCAUGCUGUCACUGGCAGGUGA
Molecule: messenger RNA, 327 nt
Organism: Apiotrichum porosum
Lineage: Eukaryota; Fungi; Basidiomycota; Tremellomycetes; Trichosporonales; Trichosporonaceae
Exons: 1
Coding region: 1-327 (108 amino acids)
Source: RefSeq, a predicted model, not a curated record